Messenger RNA from Quercus robur (English oak), 1684 nucleotides. Its product is annotated as protein ABIL1. The record is from RefSeq and is a predicted model, not a curated record. Bases 360 to 1316 code for a protein of 318 amino acids. The transcript has 9 exons. Lineage: Eukaryota; Viridiplantae; Streptophyta; Magnoliopsida; Fagales; Fagaceae.
ACCGUCUGAAGUGGAAGCACCUACUAUCUUUACUACCCACCCACCACGCAACGCGCAAUAAUAAAUACACACACACACACACAGUCUGAGACUGUCAUUUCAUUUUCGCGUGCAAUUAACUCCUUUAAACCGCAUUUGCCUAAAGUUUGCUUCUACCUCACUCACGCUCACGCAUUCUCUCUCUCUCUCUCUUUCUCACUGAGUUCCUUUGAAAGUUACAUUAACAAAACCACUUCCUUUAUUAUUACUAUUAGUAUUAGCUCUCCCACUCCCACCACCACCUAAUCCCAAAUCUAAUCCUUAUUUUAAUCUUGCUUACAUAUAUAUAUAUAUAUAAAAUGUAAUUGAGUCUGGAAUUGAUGAUAGGGUUGGAAAUUUGUACUGAAACAGUCAUGGAAGUGGAGCAAUCGAGGGCGGUCAAUCCAGCCAUGACCUUCGACGAGGUCUCCAUGGAGCGCAGCAAAAACUUCGUCAAAGCUUUGCAGGAACUUAAGAACUUAAGACCUCAACUAUAUUCUGCUGCAGAAUAUUGUGAGAAGUCCUAUCUUCACAGUGAGCAGAAACAAAUGGUACUGGAUAACCUGAAAGAUUAUGCCGUUCGAGCCCUGGUCAAUGCUGUUGAUCACCUUGGCACUGUCGCUUACAAGUUAACAGACCUACUUGAGCAGCAAACAUUAGAAGUCUCAACCAUGGAGCUGAAUGUGUCUUGCCUAAAUCAGAAACUUCUAAUGUGUCAAACGUACACGGAGAAAGAAGGAAUCAGACAGCAGCAGUUGUUGGCAUUCAUCCCGAGACAUCAUAAGCACUACAUUUUACCAAAUUCUGUCAAUAAGAAGGUACAUUUCAGUCCACAGAUUCAGACUGAUGCUAGGCAAAAUCAUUUUCAGGCUAGAGCUCGUCUUUACCCUUCAGGUACUUCUGCAUCAAAAACUCUUUCCUGGCAUUUAGCCUCAGAAACGAAGUCUACCAUGAAGGGGACCCCGCAAUCUUUGAGCAGCACUGAAGACCUAAAGAUUUCUGGAAAUACUUCUGGGGUUUUCCAUCUUGUAGAUAAUGAAGAGACUAUCAAGACAAAAUCCUCAGCAGCUCAUCUUCAGUUACCAAGUGGAGGUCCUGGUUCUAGUGCAGUUAUGCAAACAUUGAGUGCCACACGAAGGGAUGCAACCGAUAGUUCCAAAGCUUUAACAUCAUACAGGUCAUUUGAAAACCAAAAUCGACGUGAGAUUGUACGUGUCCCUGUUCGCAGCAAAAGCGUACUAUCAGCUUUCUUUGUCAAACAAAAAACACCGAAGCUGAAGGCUGGCUCUGACCCGUGAAUCUUCCAAACAAAUCAAAGAUGCAGCCCUGCAAACCACCCUCCAUUUUGUGGGCAGAAUUGCCAGGAAAUGUUUUGCAUUGCCUGAUAAUGAGCUGUUUUCUUGGCCAUUAGUUCGUCAUUUCCCUGAAAUCAUAUUUUACUUUUGUUGCUAAUAAUGAGCUAAUUGUGUCUAAUUGCCUGCUAAUGAAGAUGGGUCAGGAUCUGCUUACUUGAGUAUUAACCCUGAUUGAUGAUUUCAUAAAUUUCUGUGCAGAAUAUGUAAGUUCUAAGCAACUGGCUGCAAUUUAUCACCGUUCAUACACUUGUACAUGUAAGAUGGUUGUAAAGUUACUGUAAAAACCUUUUUAUGUCAAUAAGGCUGGAUGA